This is a messenger RNA of Acytostelium subglobosum LB1, 2799 nucleotides long. RefSeq lists its product as hypothetical. The record is from RefSeq and is a predicted model, not a curated record. The coding region runs from base 1 to 2799 and encodes 932 amino acids. The transcript has 2 exons. NCBI's taxonomy places the organism in Eukaryota, Evosea, Eumycetozoa, Acytosteliales, Acytosteliaceae.
AUGUUACGUCAUGUGUUGCCUAGCUCAACGACUAGGUCGGUGACAUCAUUGUUGUUUCCACUCAUCACGAGACGAGUUGUAACUCAUCAACAACAACAUUCCCUGCAAUCGACUCAUGCAGGUCACCAUCAUGCCCAGCAGCAGCAGUCAUACUUUAUACGAUCACUGACUACAUCAUCGUCAGGACAGCAACAGCAAAAUCCAACGAAAGAGAUAUCACCACAACAACAAGAACAACAGCAGCGAGAGCAAGCUGAUAGACAAUACUUCUCAAGCAUCUUCGAUUGGGACCACCUAGACAUGAUUGAAUCAAACACAAAAUCAUCAUCAUCAACGACAUCAUCAUCUUCAUCACCAACUGCAAUAGACUUGCCAACGAUACUUAGUAUACCCAAUCCAAGAAUGCGCAUAAAGACACUGAUAAAGAAUGGUCAUCUAAACAUUGUACUCGAAUUGAUAAUGAAUGAGGUCAGCGGGGCAGCGGCAGAAUCAGCAGUGCGCACUCUGACGCAGGACGACCUGCAUCAUGCCAUUGCCCUCGUCAUCAAGUAUCACCUGGUAUCAUCCCAAUUCAAUCGAUCAGUGGAGUACCUCACCACGAUGGUCAAUGCAUGUCCGACCUUCAUUGAGUCAGAGUCAUUCGCCAUCAUCUGCCACGACAUUGGCCUGGUCGACAGGAUCAACGGACCCCUGGCAGUGGACGCAAUACUCGACUCAAUACUGCCGUUCUCCAAAGAGCAGACACUGCGCCUCAUUGAUGUGUAUCUCGCGUUGGACGAGCCGAACAUAAUCAACAAACUGGUCGCCGCGCUCAAGUUUGAGAGCCACGAGACCCAGGAGGUCUAUGAGGAGAUGCUGCAUCUGGCACUCAAGAACAAAGCGACUGACAUCAUCAUGCCCUGGACAAACUUGGUCAUUGACACACACAAGAUAAUACCGUCGCUGCCAUUGCUCCAGCGACUGGUCACAUACUUCCGCACGAACCAUUUGCAGCGCGACCAUGUCACGCACAUUGUCCAGCCAUUCCUGGACAGGAAGGACUAUUACAACAUCGCCGCCAUCAUUGCCUACAACGAAUUGGUCGACACGAUACCUAGCACGCGCACUGCAACUGCCGUGAUCGACCUGCUGUCCAAGAGCGAUGCCGAUCACGUGACGACGCAGAUCAUCAACAUGUACCUCCAGCUGGAGCUGCUCGACCAGGCGCUCGUGUGGUACAAUCGCCGGCUCACCAAGUUUGGCCUGGCGCCCACCGCCAAGAUCAUCGACAACUUCGCCUCCUAUCACAGAUACAAGAAACACCGUGACUAUAAUCUUUCAUGUGCCAAAUACUGGCGCAACAUAUCCUUCUUUAUGAAGUUCUCCCAGGAGCAUCUGGCAGAGUGUUACAAGCACAGCCAUUUGAAGCAGAUGCCGCCCAUGCAGGCGUUGGAGCAGAUUCACGCCAAGGCCGACCACACCAAGGAAAUCAAGGAUGUGCGGAAUCUGAAGGGCUUGCAACCACGCGACUGGAUGUACAACGUGAUCGAUCAGUCACAUCUGGACAACAUCUACGAGAACAAGGAUGUCGAGGCUCUGGGCCUCUUCCUCUCGCUGGGCAAGGGCAAGGGCAUACCAACGCACCGAUUGAUGGAGGUGUGCUACGAGCUGUACUUCCCGCGCGAGAACAUUAUGGCAUUCGCGAGGCAGUUUGGAUUCUUGGGCAUGAAGCUGCGAGGUCUAUUCAUCAACUCUCCGCUCUUCUCAUAUCUCAUGCACAAAGACUUUGACGCUGGCGUCUCGUUGUUGAGCAGCGAGCGGUCGAAGGACUACCAGAAUGAGAUCACCAACAGCAUACUGGUGAACACGCUUGUUGAGAAGGGACACAUCCGUCUGGCCAUGCAUAUGCUCAUGAACAAGGAGCUCAACAUCAAUCGAUACACGUGCGAUAAGUUUGUGCAGGCAUGCUUUGCCAACAACAUGUACUCGAAGCAAGUCUACUCCAACCUGGUGCACAUGAUUCCAGGCACAACGACCAUUGACAAUCUCAAGCUGGGACGGCUGAUCGUCAGCAACAAGUUUGACAAGGCUUGGGAUCUCUUUAACAAGCACCUCUUCAGACAUUCUAUCGGGAACGAGAUGACACUGGCCAACGUGAUCAAGAUGUUUAAGCAUCUCUUUGGCGAUCCCGUCCACAAUGAAGAUCAUUACAAGCGAUGGAGUGCACUGGCGAUCGAGGGUAUCAAUAAUACGAUGCAGCUCAAGAACAUGGUCUACUGUGCUUGGCUCGAACUGAUCGAUCCCAGCGCCACAGGACAAAACAUUGAUCACAUCGUCCGAGUCGUUGGAAAAGACAGCUACUUCUUCAGCACUCAAAACAGGCAACUCAGUCCAUUCCUUCAGGAGUAUCUGUUGUUGGUACAGGUGGAGAGACAGGUGAAUAUGUUCUUGCAGUCGCCUCUAAAGACAUUCUCCAGGGCAACAGUGGACAGCGUCAUACUCACCAACAGCGUCGUAAACAACAACAAUGUCAAAGAGAAGAUUGACCGAUUGGAAAGAGUGGGCAAUAUCACAGAGACAAUGGACAAUCCAAAGGUCAACAUCCAGAAGGCAUCAUCAUCAUCUGGCCAGGCACCACCCAUUGGAAUCAGUCAGGAAUCAAUGGAGUUCCUGACACAAAAGUACCUCCAGCCAGUGAUCAAUCACUUAAAGGGAUUCCAACCCGUCGAAGAGGUGCCCACUACAUUCGAAUCACAGGACUUCAUGUCCGGGACCGAUGUCGACAUUGAGCUCCUGGACAAACUACUUGAUAAAGAUUGA